Molecule: messenger RNA, 1969 nt
Organism: Aspergillus aculeatus ATCC 16872
Lineage: Eukaryota; Fungi; Ascomycota; Eurotiomycetes; Eurotiales; Aspergillaceae
Exons: 3
Coding region: 288-1664 (458 amino acids)
Source: RefSeq, a predicted model, not a curated record
CUGGGCUGGACUGGAGCUUCCCUGCAGAUAAACUUGACUGGUUGGCAUGUGCCUUAAUUAAUCGCCCUCCUUGGUUCGAACCACACAAGCCGCCUGAGACCUUUCCAACCUUUCACGGAUCGCAUUUCCUGUGUCCACCCUUCAGCUUUUCUGCGUCGUGCCUGUGCGAUAUAUCACAUACACACAUACACACACACACAAUAUCUACAUCCAUUUUGCCUUUCGGCUGGCCAUAUAACCAUAUCCGAAGCACCGAAAACGACAGGCCCGUAAGUGACGUCCCUGCCAUGGACGAGUUCGCGCAAACACGUGGAGGGGAUGACCUGUUCGACGAUGAGAUCAUCCCCGUCUCUGCAGAGCAACAACAACAACUGCAACUGCACGAACAACAAGAACAACACUCCCCGCCGGCGGAUGACCACCAGCAGUCAUUUGAAGCGAGUAUCGCGCCCGCAACAGCAUCAACUACUAUCGACAGAGACGUAUCAUCGCCUGCGCGGACUGACACCCCGUCGCGGUCACGCGGGGGUGAGCGACGGGGGAGGGGACGGGGAGGCAGAGGGGGCCGGGGUGGGCGGAGGGGGUCGCAGAAUUCUGGCCGGAGGGGUGAUUCGAACGUGAAAAAUAAUCACAAUCAUCAUAACAAUAAGACUACUGCGGAGAGUCCUGUGGAGGGCGGCGAGGAUAGCAGCAAGAGUCCCGUGGAGGAGGCUACGACUACUACUACUGCCCCGGCUGCCUCUGGAGCUGCGGCUGCGGAGACAGAACAACCGGCGGGUGAAAAGCCUGCAGCGGAGGGCCCGCGGGUGCCUGCUGUACGUGGGGAUCGGAGUGCUACGGGUGGCAUUAAGAAGCCGAAACUUACAGAGGAAGAGCUCUCGCGUCGUAUUGCGGCUGCGAAGGAAAACGCUGCCAAGGUGGCCGCGGCGCACGCUCGGGCUGAAGCUGACCAAGCCUCAUUCCUUGAGAGGGAGAAGGUUGCGGAGGAGAAGAGACGCCAGGAACGGGUGCAGCGCCGGGUCAUGGAUAACGAGCGGGAACGCAACCGACAGCGGAAGUUGCAAGCCUUUGCGGGCCGGGAGUGGGAUGCUCAGAAGAAGGAGGAGGAUUUCAACCCGCGCGGUGGGCGCGGGGGCUUCCGUCGAGGUAUGCACGGUGGUGUUUCCGGCUAUACGAGACGCGACUUUGAAGGUCAGCCUGGCGACCAGCCUAGUGGUGAGGUGCAUGAGGAGUCCCAUGGUGACGGUCCUCGAGGGGGCCAUCGAGGUCGAGGCCGUGGGGGUCGCGGUGGACGUGGUCGCGGUGGUCAUCGUGGCCCACGGGAGGAUAUUCCCCAGACGGACGGCCCAGCUGAGAAUCUGCCAGGCCUGGGCGAGUCGAGGUGGGCUCCUGCUCCGGUGCUUGACAAUGAGGCAGACUUCCCUGCGCUCCCUGGCAGUGAAAAGAACGGAAAGGAUACCUCGAAAGACGUCCCGAAAGAGUGGGUCAAGGAGGAACAGAAGCACACUCAGAAGGAGGUCGUCAGGGACUCCUCCCAUGAGCCUAAGGAGCCAAAGGAACCUCUCAAUGCUGCAACAACUGCAGUGAACCUGGACCUUCUCAACGUGGACCCUCUUUCACCGAUGGAAGGGACUUCUUGGGCUGAAGAAGUCGAGUCGCAGUGAUGCUCCGUUUAGGUCUACAUUUUUAUUUUCCCGUGGAUUCUUGGAUUUUUGAAGACCUCCAUGAUUGAUGCAUUUAUUAUAAUUCCCCGAUUACACUUUCUGUUGGCUGCGAUCCAGAGGUAUUAUCUUUUGUCCUUUCUUGUUAUACCAUAGCUGAUAAGUUAUGACGUGAUGUAUGUAUAUUCAGAGUGCACCGCAUUAGCUAUGGUAGGAUCAGUAGAUGAGAGCCAAAUCGAUAACCACAUCACUUCUACAGUUGAUUGUGUUACGAGUACAUAGUACAUGGCAGGGAUCACCAAUGCUUG